Messenger RNA from Pedinophyceae sp. YPF-701, 3561 nucleotides. NCBI's taxonomy places the organism in Eukaryota, Viridiplantae, Chlorophyta, Pedinophyceae. The record is from the annotation of a GenBank genome assembly.
AUGUCGCAGCCGUGGAAGGCGGCGCUGCCCACGGCGGUGUCGCCCGCCAUGGAUGUCGACGUCGAGGUCCUGCGCCCGCUGGUGGCGGUGAUUGGCGGCGAACAGCACCACAGCGCCCUCAAGACGAUCAUUGAGAGCCCGGGGCAGUACCGCUGCAAGUGUCUCUCUGUCCCCGAGGCAGGGCUCUCCGCGGAGACCCUGGGGUCGAACACGGUCGAGAAGCCUCCGAUGCGCACGGUGAACGGCCUCAUGAAGGCCGCGUGGCUCCAGAAGUUCCAGCGGCUUCGCCCCGGUGUCGCCGUGGUCGUCCUUUCGCUGCAGGGCGUGCUCGGCGACGAAGCCACGUCCAUGACGGAGAUGUCGAUCCUCGAGGAAGUCAGCACCGCCGCCAGGCACCGAAGAGUCCGCAUCGCCGUCGCCCUGGUCGACGACGACUGCGACGAAGAGGCCCAGGCGCCCCCGGACGACGCCGUGUAUGCCAUUCAGCGACACAGCGCGGUGGAAGAACGCUGCGUGUGCGUGGUGCCCGCCAACUGGGACCCCGACCACGCGGCCGUCGCGCACCUCGCCUCGAUCAUCUGGGACCAGGCGCUCGCGUUCUACGGCGCGGAGGCGCGGCACAAGCACGGCAAGAUCACGUCCUCGACGCUGGCGCCCCGCGCCGUGCAGCCACUGAUCAAAGCGGCUGCGUGCGCCGAGGCGUGCCGGGACUGGGCGGCCGCGGCGCGCGGGUACUCGGGCGUGUACGACUCGCUCGAGUCGCUCCACUCGCCGAUGCUCGGCCCGCAGCACCGGUUCGAGCUCCUCGAGGUGCUGUCGAUGGUGUUUGCGCGGCUCCUGGGGUGUCUUUUAGCACACUCCCCCCCUGACACACGUGCAGCGGUCCACGUGAUCCGGCGGCACCUGGCCCUGCGCGAGGGCGCCGCGUCCUGCGUCGACGACACGCUCCCGGCGCUCCUGGCGUCCUGGACGUCGCGCCAACUGCAGAUCGCCGCGCAUGUCCUCACGCGGUGGGAGAACGGCCUCGGUCGCGACCUGCGGGACCCGCUGCUGUCGACGGGCCAGCUCCUGUCGCUCGCACUCGAGGAGGCCCGCAUCGCGAAGCAGUUUCUGGGCGCGGCGCGGCCGUCCGAUGCCGCGGACGACGCUGGCGACGCUGACGGCGACGUGGCCGCGCGCAGCGGGCUGUACGUCGGGACGAUCGUGCGCGCGGACACGGGAGAGCGGCUCAAGGACGCGCACUUCCUGCGCGUCGUGCGGGCGCAGCUGGAGCACGACCUGUGCGCCGACGGCGCGCUCACGGAGCUGUGCGCCGCCGCCGUGCGCGAACUGCGCGCCUCGGGCUGCCCGCGGUCGUCGCGCGCGCUGCAGUCCGGGCUCAGGGCGCCGGACAGCGGGCCCCCGACGGCGGCGAUCGAGUCCAUGGCCGCGGGCCUGCGGCGCGAGGGCUGGCACUGCCUGCUGGCACCCGCGCUAGGGGAGCUGAGUCAAGCCUCGGGGGUGUCGGGCGACGACGGCCUGCGCGCGAGGGCGGAGCUGGAGCGCGCGAGCCUGGGGCCUGACGACGAGGCCGGCGCCCGCGCCGUGCGGGACGCGCUCGGGCUCCUGGCCGCGGAGGGCGCCGCGGCGGACGUGCUUCCCGGGUCGAUGCUGGCGGGGUGUUUUGACGUCAGGGCCGGGUUCUGCCGGGCCGUGGCGGGGCGUCCGGCGGCGGAGUUCGGCGUCAUCGUGACCAGCCGGCUCCCCGGGACCAUCUCCGUCGCGGGCUGCGAGGUCGAGGUGCGCGUGGGGAGCAAGCCCGCGAGCGCAGCAGCGCUGCAGGGGGUCGCGGGUGACGGAGCGACGGCGGAGGGCACGGGCGCGCUGUCGCUCGCCCGCGGAGUGCCCCUGGUGCUGCACGCGUACAUUCCCGUCACGGGGAUGCGGCGUGUGGAGGCCUCGUUCUUGAGGGUGGUCUGCGAGGGGGGAGUGACGUUUCAGUGGUGUCUGCCGGCGUGGUCCGACGCGAUGCGGCGCGCGGCGUCGGCGUCCGCGAUCGUGCCGCCGCUGGACGGCGAGGCUGCGGAGGCGGGUGGGACGUGGGCGGCGCGGGCGGCCAUCGAGCGGUCGCUCCAGGCGCUGGCGCGCGCAACGCAGGGCGCGCUGCUUCCGGGGGUCAUGGAGGGGGGCGCGCCCGCCGCGGCUCUGGCCGAGCUGCGGCUGCAAGAGCCCGAGCUCGGCGAGGCCCUGUCCGGCUCGCACGUCGAGGUGCGCGGGGCCAUCGAGGCCGCUGCGUCUGUCUGGGUGGGGGGGGUGUUUCUGGCGGUCAGCGCGCAGCACGAGGGGUACUCGCCGCCGGAUGUGGAGCCCUUCGUGCGCUGGGACGGUGUUGCGGACGCCCAGUUCGCGCCGUGGCCGGCGGCGGGCGCGGCGGUACCGGAGGCUGCUGAGCCGUCUGGCAUCCAGGAGGCAGGCGCCCCCACAGAUCUCGAGGGGAGCAGCAUGGGCGCACCGAAGCGGCUGAGUGCGUCGUUCACGGUCCGGCUGGCCUGCCCCGCGCCGGGGCCGCUGCAGGUGACCUGCAGUCUGCUUCCGGCUCCGGAGGAGGGCGAAGGUGCCGCGCGGACGCCACCCCGGUCGACGAGUGCGCUGGGAUCCGUUGGGAGUGGGAGCGAGGUCGUCGGCAGGGGGCGCGACACGCUGGCGGAGGCGUCGGCCAUCGUGCACAUUUCGCCGCCGGUUGCCGUCACGUGGAGCGCCAUGCUGCCCGCGGGGUCGCACAUGCUGAUGCCGUCGCAGCUGGCUCCACCGGAGCCCACGGACGCGCUGAGCGUCCCGGCGGGGCGGCCGUUCUCGCUCGUUGCAGCACUCACCGCCCACGACGCCGACAUCCUCCUGGAACGCGUCUCCAUCCAGCUCAAGACGCGCGGGAAGGAGACGCUCCACUUCUCGCUCGACACGCCGAUCGGCAUGCCGGAGGGACCGACGCGCAUCGCGGCCGGCGCGACGCUCUCCCUGGUGAUGCCCGCGCGCGCCGCUGCGGAGCCCCCCGCGCCGCCCGAGGCCGGCCUGAGCCCGCGCACACGCAAGCAGGCGCAGCACCUCGGCGACCUCGUGGUGGAGUGGCAGCGCUGCUCCCCGCGGACCGCUGGACCCUCGUCAGGGAGCGAGGGCACCGGAGAGGUGCUUUCUAUGCGUGCGCCGCUCCCGAAGCUGGCGGUUGAGUUCCCGCUGGUCGAGGUGGUCCAGGUCGGGCUGGUGGCGCCGCUGCACGCGGGGGCGCAGCUGGACUGGGCGGUGCGGUGCCGCAACAGCACGGAGGGGCCUCUGGUGUUGGAGGCGCGGCUGAGGGAGGGGCAGGGCGUGGAGAUUUUGAACCAGCGGAGCGUCGACGUGCAGCUGGAGCCGAAGAAGGCGGUGCAGCUGUCGUGGCGGAUGCGUGCGGGCCAGCCUGGCCCCGCCGUGCUGCCGGAGCUGUGGCUGUGGCUGCCGGGGUGCAGGGCCGGGCUGACGGUCCCCGCCGUGCGCGCGGUGUGCGAGCCCGCGCCGCCGCAGGCACAGCCGCAGGGCGUCGGUGCAUAG